Lolium rigidum is the source of this 1243-nucleotide messenger RNA. Its product is annotated as protein LOW PSII ACCUMULATION 1, chloroplastic. The record is from RefSeq and is a predicted model, not a curated record. The transcript is spliced from 4 exons. The coding region runs from base 86 to 1129 and encodes 347 amino acids. Lineage: Eukaryota; Viridiplantae; Streptophyta; Magnoliopsida; Poales; Poaceae.
UUGCUGUUGCGAUUGCCGCCACAAAUCGAGUGGCGGUUAAAAAAAGCAGAGGAAAAGAAAGGGAAUCCUACCCUCCGUCGCAGCGAUGAGAGGCUCCGGUCUGUGCAGGCAGCUGAGCAAACCUGCAGUUUGCAAGACGAUGGCGGUGCGGCCGAUCCCUUCGCCGCCCACCGUCUCCGUUUGCACCCCUCUCCUCUCCCUGCCGCCGAUUUCUCGGAAGCCGCUGGCCUUCUCAUCCUGCAGCAGCUGCAGAGCACGUCGCGGCGCCCGAUGCUCCGCCGCAGACAAGCGCUCCCCUUCCGCCGGUCCGGGCAACGAGGUAAGUGGCGGCAGCGGCAGCAGCAGCAGCUCCAUCGCCAAGAUACGGAGCGAGGUGCUAUCCCCGUUCCGGUCGCUGCGGAUGUUCUUCUACCUGGCGUUCAUGGCGAGCGCGGGGCUGGGUAGCCUCAUCGCGCUGACGCAGCUGAUCCCGGCGCUGGGGAACCCCGCGAGGGCGGCGGGCGCCGCGGAGACGCUCAAGGGCCUGGGCAUCGACGUCGCGGCGGUGUCGGUCUUCGCGUUCCUCUACUCGCGCGACCGGAAGGCCAGCGACGCGCAGGUGGCCAGGCUGACGCGGGAGGAGAACCUGUCCAGGCUGAAGAUGCGCGUCGGCGACAGGGUCGUGCCGGUGGCGGUGAGCGAGCUGAGGGGCAGCGCGCGGCUCGUCAUCGUCGCUGGCCCCGCCGAGUUCGUCGCCGAGUCGUUCCGGCGGAGCAAGCCGUUCCUCAAGGACCUCAUGGAGAGGGGCGUGCUGGUGCUGCCCUUCCCGACGGACGGGAACACGCCGGCGCUGGAGUUCGACGAUAGCGACGACAUAGAGCAGGAGGACGAUGCGGAGAUCAGGAAGAAGAGCAGGAGGCUCUGGCAGCUCACGCCGGUUCUUACCGCCGAAUGGGCCAAAUGGUUGGAUGACCAGAAGAAGCUGGCCAAUGUGACGCCUGAUUCCCCUGUGUACCUGUCGCUGAGGUUGGACGGGCGCGUCCGGGGCAGCGGCGUCGGCUACCCUCCAUGGCAAGCGUUCGUGGCGCAGUUGCCGCCGGUGAAAGGGAUGUGGACAGGUCUUUUUGAUGGAUUUGACGGCAGAGUGUAGUUUUGCAGGGUUCUUCUCUUCUUUCUGAACCAGGACUAGUUUUGUUGCAAGUUUGCGAACUAGACCUGCAGUAGUAUUAUGUAAGCAGGCAAAGUGCAUAUCUGAAUUGAGUAA